Messenger RNA from Peniophora sp. CBMAI 1063, 2844 nucleotides. The record is from the annotation of a GenBank genome assembly. NCBI's taxonomy places the organism in Eukaryota, Fungi, Basidiomycota, Agaricomycetes, Russulales, Peniophoraceae.
AUGGAGCCGGAGACGUGCGCUAGAUUGUCUGAUGAGCGCGAGAGGAGAGCCAUAUUCAACUCGUGCGUGGGAUGGCUGUACGGCGAGGGCCGGUCCGGAGCCCGAGGGCACGUCGAGGCUUUCCUGUCCGCGCCUGUCCGCGCGCCGCGCUCAGCCAUCGCGCUUGCACCCCGACGAGCCAAUUUGUCGACGUGUUCUUGUCGCUCACUGCGACGUCUAUCGGAUGCUUGUCGCGUGCGCUGCAUUCUUGCGAACGCAAACGACAGACGAGGAACUGCGGUAUUGAGCGGACUGUCAAUGCUCAGGAGGGCUGGCAGAGGCUGCAAGCACCUUGCUCGGAACAUAUCUGCCAACAACACCGCUCUCAAUCUUGCGCCUCAGACAUGUCCGCCUCCCCACCUUCGCAAACAUGCUAUAGCCCCGAAGGCCGGUGUCCAAGUCGAGACGCAGGAGCAGACCACCUCACAUACCGGGCCAGCACCCGGAGCUUCGGGGACACCAAACCGGAUACGCGCCAAAGAUUUUACUCGCAUGCUAGCGCGUCCACCCGAGCCGUUCCUCGACUUCCUAGAAGAACCGUUCGAGGGCUUGUCAAGCCUCAAACUAUUGAAACGUGUUCCUCGCAUUCUCAAGACGCCUCAGGGUCGUAUACGCCCGGAAGCGGUAUUCAAGAACUCGCGUCAACUAGUCGAUAUGUGCGAGAAGCUUUUGGACACGCAGAAGCCGUCGCUGGCCCUUCGCGCCUUGUCAAUCGCCCGGCACAUCGGCGAAGCGCAACUGAACGAUCGGCGGGUAUGGGAGAGAAUAGCUCACGCGAUUGCAUCACGAAACCUAUGGGCGCUCAUGCCCGACCUCCUCGCUCUCGCAAGGUCCAGCAUGGGUACACCCACUGUACGGCUGCUGAACUGGUGGACGCGUUCCCUGCUCGAGGCAUCCGACUACGCGACCCUACGCACUGUCCCUCGGAUUUUCGCACAGGAAUCACGUCGGCCGGACAGGACGACAUACCAUCUCAUGCUCUCAGGAUUCCUACGCAAUCGCGACCUCGCCGCCGCCAUGCACAUACUCGAGCUCAUACGGCUCGAGGGCAUGUCUGUGGACGCAAAGACCCAAGCCGUCAUAGCAUCGUCGUAUCGCUCUCUCGGCCCAGACGUGGAUGUCAGGCACCAAGCCCUUCAAGCUCUCCGGUCUGGCAGCGCUUCCACGUCCACCACUAUCUUGAACGCUUUACUGCAGUUGUCCGUCGACAACGAAGACGGCGAGUGGAUUGGCAUCAUCCUCGAGUUGCUGGGGCUCGAUCAUAUCGAUAUUUACCGCCAAGUGAACCCAACUGGUUCUUCUUUCCUCCCCGACGAAGACGACUUCCAGGACGAGGACAUAACAUUGUCCGCCCAGACCAUCGAGGCCGUCACAACGUUUCGCAUCACUCGCACGUCACUCCGCGUCGCACCGGACGUCGCGUCGUAUACGAUUUUGAUGAACUUCGCGGCAGCUAGGAAGGACCUCGAUUCGUUCAUCUCUCUGUUUGCGCACAUGCAGGGUCAAGGGAUUCAGCCCGAUAACAUCCUUCUAUGCUCUUUGCUGCGCGUACUCUUCGCCGUAGACAGACCCAUAGCGGCGCUUCGCGUAGCUGCAGACAUCUACGGCGAAAGCCCGACGGCGAAAGAGAUUCUGCAUUCACUGGCGGAAGACAUCCCUGGGCACGAGAGCGAGGAGUUUCCCUUCAUCGACGCGAAGCCGUCAGUAGCCGUCCUCAAUACGCUAGCGUCGGGCUUAUACAGGAGCCUCGGACUCUCUGGAUUCGAUCGCGUUCUUCAGGUCAUGCACGCCUGUGAUCUUUCCCCAGACGAACAGACUGUCGAGGUGCUAGCCGCGCGCUUGUUCGCGGAUGAGAAUGCCGAUCCGGACAUCAUACUCGCCACGAUUAGGCGUCUGAUCUCCUCUUCUUCCGCCGCCACACUUCGGCACUGUGACGUGCUUCUCCAGGCUGUUGUUCGCCGGGCUAAGCGGGCGACGGGGUUGUCUGCGUGGAUACCAAAGACAACUCGCGCACACCAUGGGGCCUUGUCAGAGCGUCAGAACGUCAACAUGGCAAUUACGGCUACCGGAGAUGCGCUGGAAGGACCCACCGCCGGCCUCACUCUCGCGAACCCCGCCGAAUACGCCAUGUUCAAGCCGAUACAGGACGCACUUGCUGACCGCGGCAUUCGCGCCGACAGGUCGAUGCUCGCCCUUCGCCUCCAGUACGAAGGAGUGCGACAAAACAUGUCCACAGCGAAGGCGAUCUUUCAAUCGAUGCUCGAUCAUGGCCUAUACCCGACGGCGCACCAUUACGCUAGCCUCAUGGACGGAUAUGCCUCAGUCCACGACGUCGAAAACGCGAUAAAGGUCAUGGAGGCCGCGGAGGAAGCCGGUAUUGCUCCCAACGAGGUCAUGUAUACCAUCCUCAUCACCGCUUAUGCACGCAUGGGGGAGCCCGAGCUCGCUACUCGCACAAUGACGGAGAUGAUCGAGCGUGGUAUUCGCCCGGAUGUGCCAGCCAUUGACGCCGCUGUCAGCGCGUAUGCUUAUCUUGGACUUUGGCACUCCGCGCGGCGCGCCUUGCUUGGGCUCUGGCCGCAAGAUCUGCCUGCGCCUGUAAACCCGGACAAGAAGACUGUCGUCAAGCUUAUGCGGGAACUGCAUGCGCUUCGCAAGGGACGACAGGCGUCUUCACGCAAAUUCACUCAGCCGCAGCGAGCGCAUCUGAUUGGCCAUCUUAGAGGAAUAAUCAAGAGAAUGCUCUCGGAGGCGAAGCAGUCAAAGAAAGGUUCCCCGGCGCGGGCUGUUCUGAAGGAGCAGUAA